GGGGAUCUCCCUAGUUACCUCACAGUGGGGACCUACCCUAGGCCCUGUGUGUAUUAGUACAGUAUCUACGUACGUGUGUCAGCCAUUGUCUUAGCAUAGCUAGUCUGCUAGUGUGUGAGCUAACCACUCCUAAAGCCCAGGACAAGCCCAGAGAGGAGAGGUACGUGUAGGGACUUGUGAGUGACCAUGUCACAACCUCACAGCAAUAACUUCACUAACAAUGCUUAUGCUGGUGGCUAUGUCCAACAAGAGUCCCAUCUCUCGACUGCCAGAACACAACCUCAGCCUGUACCUCGGAACAGGUUCUCGAACCUACCACCAGAUGUGAGACUACCACCGAGUUUCAACCACACAUCCCAGGAGAUGUAUGGAAAUCAGUACGUGCCACCGAUACCUCCACGCUCCAUCCAGCCCGCCCCCUCAGGAAACUACCAUGCCGCCCAUAGCAACACAGCCCCCUUAGCAACGGCUGGUAUCAACCAGAGCAUGUCUGCAGGAGAUCUCUCCAGGAUAUUGGAAGAUACUGAAAGAGAAAAUGCUCAACUGAAAGAUGCUAUUAGUGAGAAUAAUCAGAUCUUGAGCUCCAAACUCAGCGAUCUAGAGAGUCAGGGAAAAGAGCUCUUGAAGCUCAAGGAUGAUAAUGAUAGUCUGCGCAAUCAGUUCUCUGCCUCCACCAACCAGUUCUUUGAAGCACGCGUUGCAGUGUUGGGUUUCAAGUGUCGUGUCAUGCAGCUCACUGCUGCUCAAGGAGACCCCUCCCACAAGCAGCAGACCACACCCACACAAAAACUAGGCCCUCAUGAGAUUAAUGCUCAGAUUAACACACUCAAGCAUGAGAAGACACAGCUAUUGAAUGACAACAUGAGCUUGGAAGCCGUGGUUGCUACAGAGAGGGACAAGUUGGAAGCACUGGAGGACAAGAAAAGGAUCUCAGAUGAGGAGAAUCAGCGCCUGCAGGCUAAGGUGACUCAGUUGGAGACUGAUGCAAGGCUAAUGGAGGACCGACUAGGACAGGCCCAGAACCAUUCGUACCAGGAGCACUCUUCAAGGAGUCAUCUCAGUCAACAACUGCGAACCACUGAAACUGAUAACAAACGCAUUCAGAGUCAAUUAGAUGCUGCUAUACAAAGAGAGACUUCAUUGAGGGGCCAAGUUGAUGGCUUCAAGGCUAAAGAGAAGGACCUUUAUGAGAGAAUCCAUCAGUUAGAGAAGACCUCCUCUAACCAACCACCUGUACCCAAGCCGCGCACUCUCAUCCAGCCACAGCAAUCUGAGGUAGUAGAGAGUUUGCAAGCUCAACUGGCUGCACUCAGAGAGAAGAUCGAGAAAGAAAGAGAGAACCGUCUAACUGUGGAGAGAUCUCUGGCUAGAAAGACUAGUGAAUAUCAGGAACUAGUACUCAAGUACAAUAAUGAGAAGUCAGAGAACACUUCAUUAAAGCAAGCGCAUGUACAGCGGUCUAGUGAUGAUGUGGAUACACUGGCUACUGAACUGGCUCAACUCAGAGCAUCUGAAACAACUGCUGUACAGAGUCUAAGACACAAGGACUCUCUCAUGCAAGGCUUGCUAGCAGAGAAGAGUGACCUUCAAGCUAAAGUGGCCACUCUGGAGAAGCAAAAAAUUGAUGAGCUGGCCAGUGUACGCAAAGAGAAGAGAGAUGAAAUAGCAACUCUACGCAGUGUGAGAGAUGAGAGUGCUGGGAAGAUAGCUAGCUUAGAGGAGCGAUUGCGACUGGCUACAGCUACUCCUAGUGGAAGCAAGGGAAGUGUCUCUAGCUCUGCAAUGGCCAGGAGAUUGAAUGAUGCCUUAGGAAAGGUCAAGGAGCUACAGACUAAACUGGACAACCAGAGUCGUGACUUUGCCAGUGACAGGGAGAGAUGGGAGACAGAGAAGGAAGCCUUACACAGUGAGGUGGCCAGACUGAGUGAAGAGGAUAAGCUUGGCAAUAUAGAGGAGAGCCUCAGCUAUUACGAGGGUGAGGUGAAGCGUUUGGAGCUCAGAGAAGCCACUCUGUCUCAAGACAAGAUGACACUACAGACUUCUCUAGACAGAGUGCGUGCAGAGGUGACCUUGAAGACCGACUCUCAACACCAACUAUCUCAACAACUGGCUCAAUUACAGGCAGAACUGACAGAAAAAUCACAAACACUCUCUCAACUACAAGACCAACUGAGCAAUGUCAACAGAGAGAAAGAAAAGAAAUCGACUAAGCUGCAACAUUUGGCCACUGACUUUACAGACUUGAAGGAUAGGGAGAAACAAUGGACACAGGAGAGGAAGCAGCUCACAGAAGAGAAUACACAACUGACCCAGACACUGCAGCAGCUAGCAGAGACUCAGAACAGAGUAGGUGUAGAGAAGCAAUCACUGGAAGAGGUGAUUGAAGAGCUUCAAACGGAGUUGGUCAAGGCAGAACAGGAACAGAGAAGCUACGCUAGUCGCCUCCAUUCUGCUGAGGGACAGCUUGAAACACUCUCAAUGAGUCAUCAACAACUGUCAGCUGAAAUGGAUGAGAAGUGUGCACGUCUCAAGCAAGUAGAGACACAGAGAAAUGGAGUCCAAGAGAGACUCAAGCACAUGGAUGCACAGUUGAAGAUGUAUCAGGAAGAUUUUGAGAGAGAGAGACAAGCAAGAGAAGCUGCUGUCAAAGUGCGCAACAUGGUUGAAGAAAGGAUCAUAAAGAAAGAAAAGGAAGUGAAGGAAUUGAGGGAGCGGCUCAACCAACAAGCCAUGACUACACUGAGCGCAGAAGAUCAGUAUGACGACUCGACUGACUCGAACCCUGUUGGUUCAUUUAGACCUCAGAGCCGGCGGCUUAAUGCCCCGCCCCCUGAUGCCCACUCACUAAGCCCCUCCCCCUCUCAAGUUCGCUCAGGAGAGCAUCUCAUGCACACACAGGACCAACCUCGACAGUUAUCUGACCCCCUACACCAGGAUCCAGCCCCACCCAUUCCCCCCCGUGUCCCCACUGCCUACCCCCCACAUAGCCACGCAGGAGGCGGACAGUUUGGAGUACAGGACCAGAUGUGGACUCAGCAAAUUCCUGCAACAAAUGCACAAUACCCACAGACUCGAGUACGUCCAAUGACUACUGCUCAAGAAGUGGCAACUGUUGGUGGGGGGGGCUUAGUGGGGGGUCUCCAUCACCCACAAGGUUAUCAACAGUCCCCCCCUGGAGGGCACCCCCCACAGCCUGGCAGUGACAGUGGAUGGAGACCUCCAGCAGAGAUGAGACGUAAUGAUCUCUCUAUGGCACCCGUCAAUUCUGGUGGUCGUAACAACCUCUCCCAGCAAGGUCCCCCCCAGCAUGGCUCCCCCCAGCAAGGUCCCCCCCAGCAUGGCCUCCCCCAGCAAGGUCCCCCCCAGCAUGGCCUCCCCCAGCAAGGCCCCCCCCAGCAUGGCCCCAUACAAGGAGGCAGGAACAAUCUGGAUAUGACCCAACCACCACCACCACCACCGGGGUCAUCACAGCAGCUUCAGUUCAUACAAGGUGAAUGGGUUGGACCUGGAGAGGUGGUCAACCAAGCCCCACCUUCAAUGGCUUGCCCAAUAUGUGGACAGCAGAACUUCCACACUCAGACAGACCUGGAGCUACAUUGUGCAAGGUGUACUUGAACUACUAAUGAACUUCUACAAUAAUAUUAUUAUUGUGAUUGAUUUUUGUGAUUUGUGUAAUACUGCUUAGUUGAUUGUUUUGACUUCUUCUGA
Halichondria panicea is the source of this 3708-nucleotide messenger RNA. Its product is annotated as myosin-11-like. The coding region runs from base 187 to 3615 and encodes 1142 amino acids. NCBI's taxonomy places the organism in Eukaryota, Metazoa, Porifera, Demospongiae, Suberitida, Halichondriidae. The transcript has 17 exons. The record is from RefSeq and is a predicted model, not a curated record.